Molecule: messenger RNA, 1879 nt
Organism: Zymoseptoria tritici IPO323
Lineage: Eukaryota; Fungi; Ascomycota; Dothideomycetes; Mycosphaerellales; Mycosphaerellaceae
Gene: GSK3
Product: serine/threonine protein kinase
Exons: 7
Coding region: 441-1625 (394 amino acids)
Biological process (GO): protein phosphorylation; signal transduction
Cellular component (GO): cytoplasm
Molecular function (GO): protein serine/threonine kinase activity; ATP binding; protein serine/threonine/tyrosine kinase activity
Source: RefSeq, a predicted model, not a curated record
CUCGCACCGGCCACGCUUCUGCUUCCUGCCUGUUCGAGCCAUCUUCGACCUCUGCCCACUGCACCACCAUCAUCAUCUUCACUGACCUCGCCCACUGACCUUGACCACCGCUUCACAGCUCAGCAAUUCUCGACACUCGCACCGCCGCACCACCGUCUCAACGCCCACCACUCACCUCGUGCACCACCUGCCCGCUCAGCCUCGCGGCAUCUGACCACGAGACCUCUUCCGCGCGCUCCGAAUACUUCUUCCCUCGAGCGAUUGCGCUGUCAGCGCGGACAUUACCGCCGACUUUCACACCGACACUGUCUUCACCAAAACAACACCCACCCCACCCGCCCACCACGGACUUCAACGGCGCUCCUCCGACCCACAACUACAAUCCGCCGCACUCGCGAUAGCAUUCUAUCGCGCGCUUCAUUCACACCGCCCAGCGCAUUAUGUCACAGAAUCGCCCAUCGGCGUUCCAAAGCUUGAGAAUGGGUGAGGUUAUCCGCGAAAAGGUGCAGGAUGGUUUGACUGGAGAAACAAAGGAGAUGCAGUACACCCAGUGUAAGAUUGUGGGCAAUGGCAGCUUCGGUGUGGUCUUCCAGACCAAGCUCUCUCCCUCGGGUGAAGAUGCGGCCAUCAAGCGAGUCCUGCAGGACAAGCGGUUCAAGAACCGAGAGCUCCAAAUCAUGCGCAUCGUCCGCCAUCCCAACAUCGUCGAACUCAAGGCGUUCUAUUACUCCAACGGAGACAGGAAAGAUGAGGUCUACCUGAAUCUGGUCCUCGAAUUCGUCCCCGAGACUGUCUACCGCGCCUCGAGGCACUUCAAUAAACUCAAGACCACCAUGCCCAUCCUCGAAGUCAAGCUGUACAUCUACCAGCUCUUCCGCUCUCUCGCCUACAUUCACUCUCAGGGCAUCUGCCAUCGAGAUAUCAAGCCGCAGAACCUUCUCUUGGAUCCAUCCUCGGGUAUCCUCAAGCUGUGCGAUUUUGGCAGCGCAAAGAUUUUGGUGGAGAACGAGCCCAAUGUUUCCUACAUCUGCUCCAGAUACUACCGCGCGCCGGAACUCAUCUUUGGUGCUACUAACUAUACCACCAAGAUCGAUGUCUGGUCCACCGGGUGCGUCAUGGCGGAGCUGAUGCUCGGACAACCGCUAUUCCCAGGCGAGUCUGGCAUUGACCAGCUGGUGGAGAUAAUCAAGGUUCUUGGCACGCCGACGCGUGACCAGAUCCGCACCAUGAACCCGAAUUACAUGGAACACAAGUUUCCGCAAAUCAAGCCGCAUCCAUUCAGCAAGGUGUUCCGUAAGGCCGACCCAAAUGCGAUCGACUUGAUCUCACGGCUGCUUGAGUACACGCCGACGCAGCGCCUGUCGGCUGUCGAUGCCAUGGUUCAUCCAUUCUUUGAUGAAUUGCGGGAUCCCAACACGAGACUCCCCGACUCUCGUCACUCUACCGGAAGCAGCAAGGACCUUCCCGUCUUGUUCGACUUCUCUCAUCAUGAACUCUCCAUUGCUCCCCACCUCAACCAUCAAUUGGUCCCAGCUCACAUCAAACCCGUCCUCGCCUCUCAGGGUCUCGACAUCGACAACUUGACACCAUUGAGCAAGGAUCAAAUGAUGGCUCGCUUGGAUUGAGAAUGUGCAUGCGUCAACAGCAACACACAAAAUCAAGACCGAAAAUCUCGAUCGCUCACGAGAACGAACCCACACGACACAUCACCAAUUCUCAGAUAAUGAAGUCACGCAGCGAUGCAUUGUAAAAGUGGUCUCCCAGACGGUGUUUCCGGGACCCGGCGUCUCGGCGUUUGGAUGGAGGAGAAGGGACGAAAGGACGAAAGGAGAGGAUGAAAGAGGAAGAACGCAGAGUGACAAGACGAGAAGAAAAGAGA